Messenger RNA from Penicillium macrosclerotiorum, 843 nucleotides. RefSeq names its product mediator of RNA polymerase II transcription subunit 18. The record is from RefSeq and is a predicted model, not a curated record. Gene Ontology annotation, cellular component: mediator complex; core mediator complex. Gene Ontology annotation, molecular function: transcription coregulator activity. The coding region runs from base 1 to 843 and encodes 280 amino acids. The transcript is spliced from 2 exons. Lineage: Eukaryota; Fungi; Ascomycota; Eurotiomycetes; Eurotiales; Aspergillaceae. Gene Ontology annotation, biological process: regulation of transcription by RNA polymerase II; termination of RNA polymerase II transcription.
AUGCACGAGCUCCUGCUGUUUGCCUCGGUCCCGGUCCACAAGCACCAUGAGCUUGUCCAGCAGCUGGCCGGACUGACGGCCAUGCAGCCUCGCCACGCCCUUGAGCGUCGGCUCAUCUUCAAGGCCCAUCGCAAACCCGGCAUGGCAUCCGCCCGGGUGGGUGGCAGCCAAGAUCUGCAACAAUCGGGCGACCUGCAACGCGUGAACAAGCUCCUCAACGGUGGCAUGUUCUAUACCCAGGUGGUCGGCCCCGUUGUGGACAGAGAUUUUGCGCCCGCCCCCGUCUCCGCGCCGGACCCCGAUACCCAGAUGGCGGGGACCGACGAAGUCAAACCACCCCCCCACGACCAGUCGCAAAAUCGGACCGAGCAUGUCUAUGAUCAUGAGAAACAGCCCUGGAAACUCGAAUUCCGAGAUAUUCCUGAAGCGGGCACCCGCUCGGGCGUGACGGCCCGCGUGAUGGCGACCGCUACGCUGCCUCCUGGGGACGUCGUGCCACUCAUGAAUGCGUGGGGCUACAGCUUUGUGACGGAGUAUGUAGUCGAAGGACACGUCUUCAUUCACAAUGACAUCGUGCUCUUCUUGCAUCGGGUCUUGCACUACCCGACAGGAGAACAGGAGCCGCGGGAUCCCCGGCGACAACUUCCUUCUUUCCAGAGCAUGGCCCCGCUAGAAAAGAGCGGCAGUUAUGUGCUGCAAGCGUCGAUUACGGUCCAGGAUGGGACUAACCAGGAGACCAUGAAAAAGGCCUCCCAGCAUCUGUUUGGACUGCGGGAACAGCUCAAGUCGUCAGUGCGCCUGGAAGAAGCGGAUCGCUUGUCACUGGAUACUCGGGCGAAGUAG